Messenger RNA from Paramisgurnus dabryanus, 2076 nucleotides. RefSeq names its product empty spiracles homeobox 3 (gene emx3). NCBI's taxonomy places the organism in Eukaryota, Metazoa, Chordata, Actinopteri, Cypriniformes, Cobitidae. Gene Ontology annotation, cellular component: nucleus. The record is from RefSeq and is a predicted model, not a curated record. Gene Ontology annotation, molecular function: DNA-binding transcription factor activity, RNA polymerase II-specific; RNA polymerase II cis-regulatory region sequence-specific DNA binding. Gene Ontology annotation, biological process: neuron differentiation; central nervous system development; regulation of transcription by RNA polymerase II.
AAGCCCUGUCGCAAAAGCUGACGGAUCAUCGAUCAUAAGAGCUCGCUGCGAUCUGCUCCGAAGCUGAUGUCUGCUUCAUACUAAACCGAACACGAAGACAGAAUUGACGAUUGGUCAGGUUUAUUCUGACAUCCAUGAGCUGAGAUCUGAGUUAAUCUGAUCAUAACUGGUAUCACUCAAGCUUGUCCUGGAAACUGACAGAAUCACAACUCGACUCUGUUUUCUUCUACUGGAGUUAUAUUGCAAGCCACGAGACUCACAGAGCAAAGGAACCUUAUGAAGUUAUGGAUUGUGGAGGGACUAUGACAAUGUAAGAAUUACUUUUUGGGAUUUUUUCCACUUCAUCAUCGGCUUCAGGGUGAUUUCCCAGGUCAUCCAAGCCACACGUGUAUAGCAUCUUUCUUUUUCUAUUGAACUGAGUAUUUUUUAUAGCUGAUCACAAUGUUUCAGCAUAAUAAGAAGUGCUUCACCAUUGAAUCUCUCGUGGGCAAAGACUCCAAUUCCUCAAGUGCAGCCGCGGAUGAGCCCAUCAGACCCACGGCUCUGAGAUUUUCUGAAUCCAUCCAUCCAUCUCCAUUUGGGAGCUGCUUCCAGAACUCAGGCAGAACAUUGUACAGCAGCAGCCCAGAGAUGAUGUUCACAGAUCCGACUUCUCAUACAGCAAACUCAGGCCUGUCCCUGCGACAUCUUCAGAUUCCCACACAGCCCUUCUUCAGUCCUCAUCAGAGAGACACCUUGAACUUCUACCCAUGGGUACUGCGGAACAGAUAUCUCGGACACCGAUUCCAGGGUGAGGACAGUAGCCCAGAAAAUCUGCUCCUACACGGACCCUUCUCUCGCAAGCCUAAGCGCAUCAGGACGGCCUUCUCUCCAUCGCAGCUGCUACGGCUGGAGCACGCCUUCGAGAAGAAUCAUUACGUGGUGGGCGCCGAGAGGAAACAGUUGGCCAACGGGCUGUGUCUGACAGAAACACAGGUGAAGGUCUGGUUCCAGAACAGAAGGACCAAGCACAAGAGACAGAAGCUGGAGGAAGAGUCACCAGACCCUCAGCAGAAGAGGAAAGGCACUCAGCAUGUGAACCGCUGGAGGGUAGCCACUCAACAGGGCAGCCCUGAGGACAUAGAUGUCAUUUCAGAAGACUGAUAUUACACAGCUGUUAUGUUGGCCAAUAAACCAUCGAUCAUGAUGGCGGAUCUCAUUUUCAGACACUGACGUGAAUUGAACUUGACUUGUAAACUAAGGAAAUGAGUCAGAACUAUGCAGUCGGCUCAUAUCAGAGCACAGUAGAACGAAGGACGUCAACGGCUGAACUGCUUUUAAAGACUUGAUUGUAUGCAAAACACAUGGACCUCUUCAUUUGGAUCUCAUUUCAUCUUAGAGCAAUGAAGCCUUUUUUCUACCUUUUUGUUUUUCAAGUUUUUUUAGUUAUCAUCUUGCCCCGUACUAUCAGUCAAAACAUUUCUAUCAUUAUGUAGUAUUUUGAAGAUAAAGAUAAUAAACACAUUGCUAGAUAAUUUUUUAUUGUUUUAGAUUUAUAGUUCAACAACAACAACAGGUCAGUCCAAUAAAUGAAAUACCACUCAUUGUGACAGUUUUAAACAGGAUGUCUGUAGUUUACAAAAAUCUUAUUUACCAAUUUAUUCUGGUAAAAAACCUUCAUAGUCAUAUAGGUUUGUCUUCUUUUAGAAAGCCUCUAGUACAGUUUCACAUUUGAAAUGCUUCUAUUUAUUCUGAAUGAACAUACUUUUCUAUGCAUUUAAGCUCCAAACCCAAAAUCUUAUUUUGUGUUUUACAUAUGGGUCAAAGCUAACACCACUGAAUACAUGCUGUAUUGUGUGAACAUAGUUUUCUUUCUUAGUUUUUUAUAUUGGUAUCACAUUGGCUCUUGAAUUGAUCUCAAAAAUCAGCGAUCUAGAGACGCUACCAGAACUCGACAAAAUCUGAAUUUCUUUCUACACUAAAGAGAAGAGAGAAAAUAAAUGCAGUCUAACCUCUAAGACCCAGAAUGGUUUGUAGCACUUCAUAGCAGAUUGUUUGUUUGUUUUUUUGGGUUUCCUUUAGGGUAAUAAGCACUGU